Peronospora matthiolae is the source of this 1269-nucleotide messenger RNA. NCBI's taxonomy places the organism in Eukaryota, Oomycota, Peronosporomycetes, Peronosporales, Peronosporaceae. The record is from the annotation of a GenBank genome assembly.
AUGCAUUUCUAUCUAUCUAUUUAUUUAUAUCUAUUUAUCGAUCUAUCUGAUUAUAUCUUUGAUCUACUUAUUUCUCUCUAUCUAAUUAUAUCUCUUUUCUAUUUAGUUGAUGCAGUGGAAAAGACUUUGCAGGGUGUCGAAAUAGCUACGAAAAAAUUGGCUCCCAAGUCGUGGGCUAAAGCGGUGGGCAUUGACAAGACUCAGCCGUUACUGGAAGGAAGUGGACAGGCGACGUCGUGGCCUAUUGCAGCUGCUAAUGAUGAAAACGCAGCAGCUGCAAAGAUAGUGAGGGAUCCAACGAAGCCGGUUGUAUUCGAGAACGUGAUCCAGGAGGCACAUAGUUGUUUGGACGUGUCGGCACCAGCUGAAGAGAUGAAAAAGAGGGGGCUGGUAAAUCAAGGCAACACGUGCUUUCAGAAUGUUAUCAUGCAGUCUGUGCUGGCUUGUCCGCCGUUUUUGAAUUUGUUGGUCGAGAUUUCGACUGCUUGUUCACCAACGACAUCAAUGUUGGCGAGUACACCGACGUUCAAGGCGUGGCGACACAUGGUGGCGUUUACGCGCGAGUUUAAAAAACCGACACUGGCUCAGUUGCAGGAUCAAGUCAGUCACGGUGACCGAAAGGCCAACGAUAUGCAUGGCAAAGCACCACAGGCGAUUCGUAUCAGCGGGUACUUCAUGGACGUAUUGAGUGCUUUCCAGCAGACGCGCGGAGAGCAGGAAGAUGCACUGGAGUUUUUGGAGUUUUUCUUGGAGUAUUUGCAUGCAGAGCACGAAAAGAGUGGUCUACGUUUGCCUGCCUCGUGUGAAAAGCAGACAAAGCGUGCUUCUGUGAUCGAGCAGAAUGAAGCUAGUGUGGACGCGGACGCUAAGAGUGCUCAAGCGUUCGAUGACGGUUGGGCAGAGGUUGGUAAGAAAGGCAAGAGCAGCGUGCUACGUCAGAAUCCCGUUGACACUGUCCGCUCGCCGAUAAAUUGGAUGUUUAAGGGUACACUACGCUCCGAGCUGAAGCUGAUCGGCAAGAGACAAAGUUCGAUUACUGUGGAACCGUUUCACUGCUUGCACUUGAACCUCAAUUACGAAACACAAGACUCAUCGCUUGUUACAGGCGAGAAUGGCACGGCCAAGUCAUCCGACGCGUCAACUACUGUUGAAGAGAUGAUCCGCAAUUCAUUCGACGUCGAGGUGAUCGAAGACGCCAACCAGGUCCCUACGAUGAAGAAGUUAACGACGGUGGAAUCCCUUCCCGCUGUUUUUACGCUGAGCGUGUAG